AGUGUCCAAGGAGGUUGUUGUCGGUGGAGCAAUAGCAUCCUAUGAAACCAUUUCCUUUUCGUUCAAAACGAUUACCAUCUUGGCUGCGUUUUCUCAUGAAGUUUCGUCUCUCUUUCGCUUUCAAAGUGACGUCCUUCCACAGCAAAACUCAGCUUCCGGCCUCUCCCACUCCACCAACGCUUGCGUCCUCUUCCGGACGCCGGAAAAUGGCGAGCGGUUCAUGAAGCGUCGGCGUCUUUAGUAGAAGAAACAAGGGACAAACAUGGAUCACAAGACUUGGCGAUGGAAGAAAAGAUCGUCUGAGAAAACCAUUGUUGCAAAUGACAAAGCGGACGGCACAAUCAAUAGAACGGAAGAAAAGGUGCGAACAAUUCCAUCAGGGAAAGAAAUAGAAGUCCACGGAUCUUUCAAAGACCUCUCGGAUAAAUUUGCUUCGAUCCUCAUUGACUGUCGAGCAAAAGAUGAGCUUAUUCUGAAACAUGAGAAGGCAACAGAAGAAGCUAUUGCAGGUAACUUAUACAGAGACAGAGCCGACGAAAGGGCAAUUCUCUUGCAGCAAGAGCUAGAGCAAGCUCUGAGGCAAGGAGCAGCUGCAAAUGCGAGAUUGACCCAUUUAGACACUGAACUUAAAGAAUGCACUGAGCAAUUGAAUGCUGUUCGGGAAGAAGCAGAGCUGGCUACACAUGAUGCCAUCGCCAAGGCAUCGAGGGAGUUCAUAAAAGCACAGAAGAAAUCGGAUGAGAAACUAACCGAUGCUAAUAAGAAGCUUACGAGCUUAUCUCUCGAGAGCACUCGCCUCAAUGCCAAAAUCUCGGCGAAAGAGAAGCAGAUUGAAGAUCUCUAUAGAUGUAAAUCUCUGGCAGAAUCGGAAUCCGACGCGCUGAUGGCCAGAUUGGAUUGUACAGAGAAAGAAAAUGCUUUUCUCAAGUAUGAGUUCUGCUUGCUUGAGAAGGAACUUGUGAUUCGCAACGAGGAGUUGGAAUACAGCCGACGUUCUGCCGAAGUGUCGAACAAGAAGCACCAGCAGGCUCUGAAGAAAAUCACGAAAUUGGAAGGAGAAUGUCAGAGACUUCGUCUCCUUACACAGAAAAGGUUGCCAGGUCCGGUUGCUUUGACAAGGAUGAAGAGUGACCUGAAAAUGCUGGGCAGCGAUCAAACGGAGGGAAGAAAAAUAAAGCCAGGUUUGACAACCGACCUUAUUUUGAGAGGAAAGAAUUCUCACGAAAUCCCGAGCAAUAGGAUCAAUUACCUGAUCGAGCAGCUGCAUGAUGUAGAAGAGGAGAACAAGAUUCUCAAAGAAAUUAUAUCCGUAAAAGAUGCGGAACUUCAUUCUUCGCGGAUCUCACAUGCUGGGACGACUUCCCGGUUGUUGCAGGUUGAGUCUCAGGUCACAGAACUUUCGAAGGGUCAAUGCAAGGAUUUGGUGAGGUGCGAACCAUUGUCGAACGAUCUCUUCCAAGUAUCUGAUUUGGAAGACAGUGCUAGUUCCGGAUCAUGGGCAAACGCACUAAUUUCAGAACUAGAGCAUUUCAGAAACGGUAAAGUAAAACAUGCCUUGGAAUCCAAGCAUACGAGCUUAAUGAGCGAUUUUUCUGAGAUGGAGAAGUUGGCCAUGGUUUCUGUAGAUUCUCCAUCGGGAAGUGAGAGUUUGUCGUGCUCAACCUGUAUAGAGAUAGUCCGAAGUGACCCGAGUUUCGGCGACACUAAGAAGAUGAUCCAACCAGAAAGCACGGAAACUCCAAUGUCUUUUGACUGGCUUCAAGUUGUAUUGAACGCAAUCAUGGAGCAAAAGCGGGUUUCGAAGAGAAGCACGGUCGAGAUUCUAGAGGACAUUAGAAUUGCUUUAGGGCUACCGAACUCCAGAGCUUCCGAAGAAGCACAAACAGUGACGGCUCCAAUGUGCACCAGAGAAUCCGACUGUCCUCCCAUUUCUGGUUAUCUAACCUGGAAGUCUCCGACCGCAUCUCCAGUCGUUGGCUCCCAAUAUGGAACGGGAGGACAGAUUCAAUCGAAGCUGACGAAUUCUAUUGAGAAAAUUGUUCGACUGGUUAAAAAAUUCAAUCCGAUGUCUACACGCACUUUCGAAGACCUUGGAAAGAGUCAGAUUCCCUCGUCACUCAAUCGGGCAGCACCAAAAGACUGCGUAAUCCAUGUGUUUCAGUGGAACAGCACAGAACUGAGCGUCGUCCUACAAAAUUUCAUUAGUACCUGUAAUGAUCUCUUGGAUGAUAAGGCCGGUGUAGAAACAUUUGCUGAAGAACUUGCUAGUACUCUGCAUUGGAUCCUGGACAAACAUAGCACCCCGAAACACGCUUCCAGCGUGAGACAUAAGAUCAAAAUGCAUAGUGGUUGGACCGACUCACCGCUGAAUUCGAAGGAGCUUGGAGUUUACGAGGAUGUUCUACCCUUGGCAUCCAAAUCGGCUGAUGUGGCUAAGAGGCAAUCAACGUGUUCGGGCAAUCUGCAAGAAGAGAACCGGAGACUGAAACACGAGUUACAGAACGUGGAAACUGCUAAGGAAGAUGUGGAAACCAAGCUACAGUUGGCGAAUAACAAGAUCAAAAUCUUGACGACCCAGCUUCGGCAAGCUGAUGAAAGCAUCAGAAACCUGAACGUGGAACUGGAGAAUCUGAAAGAGGCGAAGAGAAUUGCCGAGGAUCAGAUGGAAAACCAGAAAUCGAUGAACGAAGAUCUUGACACCCAGGUAACCGUGGCGAAAGCCAAACUCAACGAGGUCUUCCAGAAGUUCUCGUCUUUGGAAGUCGAACUGGAGGAUAAGAAUAACUGUUGCGAGGAACUAGAGUCGACGUGUCUCGAGCUUCAACUUCAGCUAGAAAGCAUUGCAAGGGAAACUCCAAAGAAUACGGCCAAUCAAGAUCAAAUGCGAUCGCAAAGUGGAUGGGAGAUCACUGCAGCUUCUGUCAAGUUGGCCGAAUGCCGAGAAACUAUUCUGAACCUCGGCAAACAACUAAAGGCCCUGGGUCCACCGCAGGAACCGGCGUUCUCGAACAAUGCUUUACCGGGCUCCCACGCUACUAACACUUCCAAGAACAACAAGAGCUUGAACAAGCGCCUCUCCCUGCGCGACCGGAUGCUGGCCGAGGACAAUCCCGAGGCUGCCGAGGACAGAGAAGUAGCAAGCGAAGCCAACGCGACGAAACUAAAUGCCCUGGUUGUCGCCAACAUCCCCGCCCAAGCUCCGGCAGCGUAUCUCGGGCUACAGAGCAGAUCUGGCAACAGCUUCAUGGGGGCGCUCGCGGUCGUGCCCAGCAAGAGGCAAGGCGGGAUCGGCUUCCUGAGGAAGCUGCUGCUGAGGAGGAAGAGGAGGAGCAGGACGAGGUCCCAAUCUUUGUCCAAGAUAUGACAUUAGGCAAAGGAAUGGAGGAUCGGGCACUGGGUUGGAGGCCAACAACCUUAACCGCUGUUCAUAAUAUUCCCUCCUUGCCAUAAGAUCUUCUGAUUGUCCUGCUUGAAUUAUGAACUCAUGCCGACUGCGAGUUUGCGAACUGUUUGAUUUCUUUGUACAUAACCUAUUUCUAUGAACAAACUUCUAUAAUUUC
Molecule: messenger RNA, 3560 nt
Organism: Rhodamnia argentea
Lineage: Eukaryota; Viridiplantae; Streptophyta; Magnoliopsida; Myrtales; Myrtaceae
Product: filament-like plant protein 7
Exons: 6
Coding region: 263-3364 (1033 amino acids)
Source: RefSeq, a predicted model, not a curated record